AUGGCUAGAAUACGAGGUUUAGGUCGUGCUAUAGGUAGACUUAUAGACAGAGAUAGACAUGAUGACCAUGAUGCAGCUGAUGUUCCCGAGAGGCGUAGGCCUACUGCCUCAGCCCGUAGGCAACGGGUUCAUCAAAUGACUGCGGAUGCACCUGAUAUGGCUGAGGAUGUUGCUGACAUGACUAAGGAUGUUCCUGAUCUGGCUGAGGAGGCACUUGAGAUGAUUGCGGACGUACAGGGUACUGAUGGUGCUAAGGGGUCAGAUGUUGAUGAUGUUGAGGGAUUCCUUGGUGAGCCACGUGACCCGUCAGUACUGACAUCAUUUGCGGACCAUGUUGCUCACGCUGUUUGGAGUGGACAGGAACAUCCUGAUUUGAAGUUGGUGUCACAUGGGAGGAAGGUGACAUUGAUUGGAAGACCAGUGCUUGAGAUUGAAGGACUGGUAGGUGCUACAGGAUUAAGUCCACUGAUCGAUUGUUCAGUUGUUACUGGCGAUCUUGGACUUGUAUCCGCAUUUGUGGAGAGGUGGUACAGCGAGACCAGCACCUUCCACCUUUCGGUAGGAGAGUUGAUGAUCACAUUGGAUGAUGUGUCGUCACUCCUCCAUUUGCCUAUCACUGGCGCGUUGCACAAUUUUCAUGCUCUUUCUGCGGAGGAGGCGAUCUUUUUGUUGACCGAGUUGCUAGAGGUGUCUGCUGAGGAGGCUAGAGCCGAGACAACACGAUCACGUGGAGCAUACUUAGAUGAGGCUUCUUGGACCACCACACGACAGAUUGCUGGGUACCUGACUCUACUACAGUGCUGGAUCUAUGAGCACUUUCCUAGUGUUCAUCAGUGCGUCGCAGAUGAUGCAUACCAGGAGAUGUCCUCACGUGCUUCCCGGUGGCUGACGUCGAAGGCGCAUAUGAAGGGAAUCACAGGAGCACCUUACAGGGCACGUUGUGAUGCUUUGACCGUCACAGAUGUGUCCUGGUUGCCUUACACUAAGCAUCAGGGGGUUAGGGCCUUUGAGCUUAUUUCAUCAUUCCAGGGUCAGCUGAGAUGGGGUCCUAUGGUGGUCACAGCUCGACCAGAGAGGGUGGAUGAUUAUGACGGCUAUGAGGUGAUUGCACAGAGGUUGGAGCGUGUGCUCAACCUUAGGAUGGUCACUGCAGGCAUAGAGUUAUAUGAUAUUAUGCAGGAUUGCCUGACGAUCGCCAGAGGGGGAGCCAGUGCUGAUGGAAGUGUCAGGGCUCGACAGAGACGGCGCACAGAGCAUUGA
Molecule: messenger RNA, 1260 nt
Organism: Glycine soja
Lineage: Eukaryota; Viridiplantae; Streptophyta; Magnoliopsida; Fabales; Fabaceae
Exons: 5
Coding region: 1-1260 (419 amino acids)
Biological process (GO): meristem development; meristem maintenance
Source: RefSeq, a predicted model, not a curated record